GGGCGCCACGGGGAGGCGCGCCGGGGGGCGGUGGAGCACGAGCCGAGUGCAGCAGACCUCAUUUUCUCUGUUCUCCAGCCUCAUUUCGGCUUCUCAGCUCGCCUGGACCCUGUCUCUGGGCUAAGUAGCAACAUGAGCGACAACUUAGAUGGAAAGGACGACUUUGAUGAGCAGUUGCGAAUGCAAGAAUUGUAUGGAGACACGAAGGACGGAGACAUCCAGAAAGAUCCCGGCGGAGCAACCGGUUCUUUUGGACAGCAGCCAGAUGACACCCCCUACGAGUGGGACCUGGACAAGAAGGCUUGGUUCCCCAAGAUCACUGAAGAUUUCAUCGCUACAUAUCAGGCCAAUUAUGGCUUUUCUAAUGAUGGUGCGUCUAGCUCUACUGCAAGUGUACAAGAUGUCAGUGCUAGGCCCAUAGAAGAACCUCCACAAAGAAAAACCCCUGAACCUACUGAUCCCAAAAAGAGGGGAGAAAAGAGAAAGGCUGAUUCAGGAUGGUUUCAUGUUGAAGAAGACAGAAAUACAAAUGUAUAUGUGUCUGGUUUGCCUCCAGACAUUACAGUGGAUGAAUUUAUACAGCUCAUGUCCAAGUUUGGCAUUAUUAUGAGAGAUCCUCAAACAGAAGAAUUUAAGGUCAAACUUUACAAAGAUAAUCAAGGAAAUCUUAAAGGAGAUGGACUUUGCUGUUAUUUGAAGAGAGAAUCUGUGGAUCUCGCAUUAAAACUUUUGGAUGAAGAUGAAAUUAGAGGCUACAGAUUGCAUGUCGAGGUAGCAAAGUUUCAACUGAAGGGGGAAUAUGAUGCCUCAAAGAAGAAGAAGAAGUGCAAGGACUACAAGAAAAAGCUGUCUCUGCAACAAAAGCAGUUGGAUUGGAGACCUGAGAGAAGAGCUGGGCCAUCCCGAAUGCGCCACGAGCGAGUUGUCAUCAUCAAAAAUAUGUUUCAUCCUAUGGAUUUUGAGGAUGAUCCGUUGGUGCUGAAUGAGAUCAGAGAAGACCUUCGAGUAGAGUGUUCAAAGUUUGGACAAAUUAGGAAGCUCCUUCUCUUUGAUAGACACCCAGAUGGUGUGGCCUCUGUAUCCUUCAGAGAUCCAGAGGAAGCCGAUUAUUGCAUUCAAACCCUUGAUGGACGGUGGUUUGGUGGCCGUCAAAUUACUGCCCAAGUGUGGGAUGGGACUACAGAUUAUCAGGUGGAAGAGACCACUAGAGAAAGAGAGGAAAGGCUGAAAGGAUGGGAGGCAUUCCUCAAUGCUCCCGAGGCCAAUAAAGGUCUUCGGCGUUCAAAUUCCAUCUGUGCUUCAGAAAGGGCAGGGCCUUCUAGAAUAAGGCAUUUUUCCGAGCACCCUAGCACAUCUAAAAUGAUUGCUCAAGAAGCUGCAACUGGAAUGGCAUUUGAAGAACCCAUAGAUGAAAAUAAGUUCGAAAAAACAGAAGAUGAGGGAGCAUUUGAAGGAGAUACUUCUGAAAAAGAGGCUAAAGAAGGUGGCCCCGAAAAAGAAGUUAAAGAAGCUGGUCCGUGGAAAGAAUCUGAAGAAGGCUGCCUUGAAAGAAAGUCUGAGGAAGGCUGCCCCAAAAGAGAGUGUAAAGAAGACUACCCCAAAGUAGAGUCUGGAGAAGGCAAUCCCAAAAAAGAGUUUGAAGAAGGUAGUCCUAAAAAAGAGUCUAAAGAGAACAGCCCCGAAAGAGAAUCCAAAAAGAAGAAACUCAAAAAUGUUUAUGAAGAGAAUGGCCUUGAAAAGGAGUCUGAAGAAGGUGGCCCCAACAAAGAGUCUGGAGAGGAAGAUGGCCCCCAGAAGGAGUCUGAAGAGGAUGGCUCGGAGAGAGAAUCUGAAGAAGACUGCUUUGAAAAGCAGUUUGAAGAUGGCUCUGAAAAAGAAUUUGAAGAAAAUGGCCUCAAAAAAGAGUUUGAUGAGGAGUUUAAUGAAAACGUUCUCGAAAAAGGAGAAAAUUACUCUGAAAAAUCAGAAUUUGAAGAUGACAGCUUUGGAAAAGUGUUUGAUGAAGGCUCUGAGAGAGAAUUUGACGAAGGGUCAGAUGGAAAGGAAGGAGAGGAAGAUACAUAUGAAAAAAUUUUUGAUGAUGAGUCUGAUGAAAAAGAGGAUGAAGAAGAUGCAGAUGAAAAGGAGCUUGAAGAUGCUGAUGAAAAGGAGGAAGAUGAUGAUGCAGACGAAAAGAUGUUUGAAGAUUCAGACGAAAAAGAAGGUGAAGUAGAUGUAAAGGAAGAUGAAGAUAUUGAUGAAAAGAUGUUCGAAGAUGAUGAGUCCAAUGAGAAGUUGUUUGAAGAGAAUUCCAGUGAGAAGUUAUUUGAUGAUUCUGACGAGAAAGGAACUGUGGGUGUUACAGGGAAUGUUCAGGAAGAAGAGCCCCAGUCCACAGGCAGCAGCUUUGUCCUCAGUACUGAUGAUGACAACGACGACGACGACGACGACGACGAUGACGACGAUGAUGUUGAUGAUGAUGAUGACGAUGAUGAUGAUGAUGAUGAUAUUUAAUCCCUUAAGCUUGCUUUUGAGGGCAGUUCCUCCAUCUACAUUUGCCUAUGCUCCAGGAUAAUUACUACUAGUAGUGUUACACAAAUGUGCAUAAUGGUAGGAUAUCAUCAGAUUCAUGCAUUGAUGUUUUCAUUGUUAAUUGUACUUAAUGGUUUUAAAUAUGUGUUAAUUAGCUGUUUAGUUAAAACUUCAUAGUGUAAUGCAAGUAAACUGGAUACUCAGCCCUUGUCAGAUUUGUUAAAUGCAUGCAGAAUAAUAUUUUUUAAAGUAUUCUGAUUGAAAUUUGUGAUAUUCAGAAAUAAAAGUAAGUUGUUAAAUGCAGAAACUGAAAAUUGGACUUGAGUUAAAUUGGAUUUUAAAUUCUUACUGUUGCUUUAUUCAUACUUACAUUUAAUUUUUUAAGGAUUUGAAAAAUUCUGUAGGAGGCUCCUUGCUUUCAGCGUAUGUUACCAGUUAAGUCCCCAUUUCCCCUUUCUAAACCAAGAACAUGUUACUAAACUUAAAAGAUUAACAGCACUUUGAAGUUUUUUCCCUGCCCAGUCCUUUCAAAUUACUUUCAUUUUUCUUUUCUACUCUCUUUCCAUGAAAAUUGACGAUUAGAUAUGUAAGAGUGAACUUCCCGAUGUCCACUGCUUUUAUGACUGAAAACAUAGAGAAGAUUAGAAUUCUACUGUGUACUAUUUGGGCUCCUUUAGAACUUGAUUAGGGUUGUAGGACCUCUCCCCAGAAUAGAACGCACACUACACAACUUUUUGUAUACAAUUUUGGGAGGUUCGUGCAUCCCUUGGAGUUUGAGAACAUCUUUUGUUAUGCAUACUUCAGUUUUGUGUUUUUGUUUUUGUUCUAGAAUCGUGCCUAGUACUGUGCUAAAUUGUGUAGUCCCAGUAAAAUUUUGGGUCUUUCUUGCUUGUGCUUUCCAAAUUCAGUAUUAAUUGACUUCUGAUGUAGCUUUAAGAAGUUACUCUCAUAAGUUAGAAACAUCAAAAUAAACUGCAUUGAUGCUUUUUCAUUA
Messenger RNA from Pteropus alecto (black flying fox), 3505 nucleotides. It is a transcript of the gene HTATSF1, whose product is annotated as HIV-1 Tat specific factor 1. Gene Ontology annotation, molecular function: RNA binding. The transcript is spliced from 9 exons. NCBI's taxonomy places the organism in Eukaryota, Metazoa, Chordata, Mammalia, Chiroptera, Pteropodidae. The record is from RefSeq and is a predicted model, not a curated record. Gene Ontology annotation, cellular component: U2 snRNP; U2-type spliceosomal complex. Gene Ontology annotation, biological process: mRNA splicing, via spliceosome. The coding region runs from base 133 to 2493 and encodes 786 amino acids.